CCGUCGGGGGCGCGGGGUCCCCCCAGCGCUGCGGAGCCGCAUGAACAAUAGGCGGCGGCGGCUCCUGCGGGCGGCGGCCGCCCUGCACCCUAUGGAUCGGCCGCUCCAUGGAGCCCUCCAGAGCGCUUCUCGGCUGCCUGGCGAGCGCCGCCGCCGCUGCCGCCCCGCCGGGGGAGGAUGGAGCGGGGACCGCGGCCGACGAGGAAGAGGAGGAGGAGGAGGAGGCGGCGGCGGCGGCCUCGGCCGAGCUGGGCUCCGACGCCCCGCUGCCCUACUGGACAGCCGUGUUCGAGUACGAGGCGGCGGGCGAGGACGAGCUGACCCUGAGGCUGGGCGACGUGGUGGAGGUGCUGUCCAAGGACUCGCAGGUGUCCGGCGACGAGGGCUGGUGGACCGGGCAGCUCAACCAGCGGGUGGGCAUCUUCCCCAGCAACUACGUGACCCCGCGCAGCGCCUUCUCCAGCCGUUGCCAGCCGGGCGCGGAGGACCCCAGCUGCUACCCGCCCAUUCAGUUAUUAGAGAUUGAUUUUGCGGAGCUAACCUUGGAAGAGAUCAUCGGCAUUGGGGGCUUCGGGAAGGUUUAUCGUGCUUUCUGGAUAGGCGAUGAGGUGGCCGUGAAAGCAGCUCGGCAUGACCCCGAUGAGGACAUCAGCCAGACCAUAGAGAAUGUUCGCCAAGAGGCCAAGCUCUUCGCCAUGCUGAAGCACCCAAACAUCAUUGCCCUCAGAGGCGUGUGCCUGAAGGAACCCAACCUCUGCUUGGUCAUGGAGUUUGCUCGGGGAGGGCCUUUGAAUCGAGUAUUGUCUGGGAAGAGGAUCCCCCCAGACAUCCUGGUGAACUGGGCUGUGCAGAUCGCCAGAGGGAUGAACUACCUACAUGAUGAGGCAAUUGUCCCCAUCAUCCACCGAGACCUUAAGUCCAGCAACAUAUUGAUCCUGCAGAAGGUGGAGAAUGGAGACCUGAGUAACAAGAUUCUGAAGAUCACUGACUUUGGCCUGGCUCGGGAAUGGCACCGGACGACCAAGAUGAGCGCCGCAGGGACCUAUGCUUGGAUGGCUCCCGAAGUCAUUCGCGCGUCCAUGUUUUCCAAAGGCAGCGACGUGUGGAGCUAUGGGGUGCUACUUUGGGAGCUGCUGACUGGUGAGGUACCUUUCCGAGGCAUCGAUGGCUUAGCAGUGGCUUAUGGAGUGGCCAUGAACAAACUGGCCCUCCCUAUUCCUUCUACAUGCCCAGAACCUUUUGCCAAACUCAUGGAAGACUGCUGGAAUCCUGACCCCCACUCACGACCAUCUUUCACAAGUAUCCUGGACCAGCUAACGACCAUAGAGGAGUCUGGUUUCUUUGAGAUGCCCAAGGACUCCUUCCACUGCCUGCAGGACGACUGGAAGCAUGAGAUUCAGGAGAUGUUUGACCAACUCAGGGCCAAAGAGAAGGAGCUCCGCACCUGGGAGGAGGAGCUGACACGGGCUGCACUCCAGCAGAAGAACCAGGAGGAGCUGCUGCGGCGGAGGGAGCAGGAGCUGGCUGAGCGGGAGAUCGACAUCCUGGAACGGGAGCUCAACAUCAUCAUCCACCAGCUGUGCCAGGAAAAGCCCAGGGUGAAGAAACGCAAGGGCAAGUUCAGGAAGAGCCGGCUGAAGCUUAAGGAUGGCAACCGCAUCAGCCUCCCUUCUGAUUUCCAGCACAAGUUCACAGUGCAGGCUUCCCCAACCGUGGAUAAAAGGAAGAGUCUUAUCAGCAACCGCUCAAGCCCUCCUGCAAGCCCCACCAUCAUCCCUCGCCUUCGAGCCAUCCAGUUGACACCAGGUGAAAGCAGUAAAACCUGGGGCCGGAGCUCUGUUGUCCCAAAAGAGGAAGGGGAAGAAGAGGAGAAGAGGGCCCCAAAGAAGAAGGGGCGGACGUGGGGACCAGGAACACUUGGGCAGAAAGAGCUCAACUCAGGAGAUGAAGGAUCCCCUCAGAGACGGGAAAAAACUAAUGGCUUAAGUACCCCAUCAGAAUCUCCACAUUUCCACUUGGGCCUCAAGUCCCUGGUAGAUGGAUACAAACAGUGGUCAUCUAGUGCUCCCAACCUGGGGAAGGGCCCGAGGAGUAAUCCUGCCCUGCCUGGGUUCACCAGCCUUAUGGAGAUGGAGGAUGAGGACAGUGAAGGUCCAAGGAGUGGAGAGAGUCAUCUACAGCAUUCGCCCAACCAGUCCUACCUCUGUAUCCCAUUUCCUCGUGGAGAGGAUGGGGAUGGCCCCUCCAGUGAUGGAGUUCAUGAGGAGCCCACCCCAGUCAACUCAGCCACCAGUACCCCUCAGCUGACGCCAACCAACAGCCUCAAGCGUGGCGGUACCCACCACCGGCGCUACGAGGUGGCUCUGCUUGGCUGUGGAGCUGUUCUGGCAGCCACAGGCCUAGGGUUUGACUUACUAGAAGCUGGCAAGUGCCAACUGCUUCCCCCAGAGGAGCCUGAGCCACCAACCCGGGAGGAGAAGAAGAGGCGUGAGGGUCUUUUCCAAAGGGCCAGCCGUCCUCGUCGGAGUACCAGUCCCCCCUCCCGAAAGCUCUUCAAGAAGGAAGAACCCGUGAUGUUGCUAGGAGACCCCUCUGCCUCCUUGACACUGCUUUCUCUCUCCUCCAUCUCUGAGUGCAACUCCACCCGCUCUCUGCUUCGCUCUGACAGUGAUGAGAUUGUGGUAUAUGAAAUGCCAGUCAGCCCAGUCGAAGCUCCACCCCUAACCCCAUGCACCCACAACCCCCUGGUUAAUGUCCGUGUGGAACGCUUCAAACGAGACCCCAACCAGUCCCUGACUCCCACCCACGUCACCCUCACGGCCCCCACACAGCCGAGUGGUCACAGGCGGACUCCUUCUGAUGGGGCACUUAAGCCAACAGCUCUGGUAGCCAGCAGGAGCCCCUCCAGCAAUGGGUUGAGUCCCAGUCCUGGAGCAGGAAUGUUGAAAACCCCCAGUCCCAGCCGAGACCCAAGUGAAUUCCCCCGUCUCCCUGACCCCAAUGUGGUCUUUCCCCCAACCCCAAGGCGCUGGAACACGCAACGGGACUCUACUUUAGAGAGACCUAAGACCCUUGAGUUUCUGCCUCGACCACGUCCUUCUGCCAACCGGCAACGGCUGGACCCUUGGUGGUUUGUGUCCCCGAGCCAUGCCCGCAGCGCCUCCCCAGCCAACAGCUCCAGCACAGAAACACCAAGCAACCUGGACUCCUGCUUUACCAGCAGCAGCAGCACUGUGGAGGAGAGGCCUGGGCUUCCAGCCCUGCUCCCUUUACAGGCAGGGCCACUGCCCACUGUGGAACGGACGCUUCUGGACCUGGACGCAGAGGGGCAGAGUCAGGACAGCACCGUGCCACUAUGCAGAGCUGAACUGAACACACACAGGCCUACCCCUUAUGAGAUCCAGCAGGAGUUCUGGUCUUAGUGUAAAAGGGGGCAGGGCAGGCAAGGGGGGAAGCCGGAGGAGAUGAAGGGAGCUGGCUGGCACAGUCCUGUCUCAGAGUGGGCCCCCUGGGAUCCAGACCUACUUCUUGCACUGAUAAUGCACUUUGAAGAUGGAAGGGAUGGAAACAGGGCUACUUCAGAGGGUCUCCUGCCCUGCAGUACCUUUUCCCCCAUGUCUACUGGAGGGACUUUGGCUACCAGCCCUGGCUAUGUAGAAGAGGGAGGGCUGUGUGCAUGUCCCCCACCCUCCAGUAUCCCUCGCCUUUAGGGUGACACUGCAGAGUCACUUAGCCAAAUCUGUCUACUGCUCCUUCUCCUCAGCCAGAGCUGUCCUGGGGUCCCUUUGUCAACCCUGAGUUCCGCCUUUCUACACACCAGUAUUGGAUGUUCUGUGAUUGAUUUGCUUAUCUUCCACUCUCCCCAUGACUCAGUGUCUUGUUUGGUAUGAAAUAUGAGUGUCCUGUGUCCUAAGCCCUUUUGUGCUAGCCAAAAGAUAAAGGACAAGUUGGCCCCUGAGGGGCAGAGGGCUUGGCAGACCUGGUACUACCUACCUGCACUUCCACCCAUCUGUUUCAGCCCACAGGCGACAAAGGUAACUGGUGUGGUGAGAAUUGGGGACAGGGAGUGGAGGAGAGGAGAGAGGAAGCAAUUAGGGAAAAUACAAUCUGGUUGUAGUGAGGAAGAAACUAGGGUCUGUCCUUGGUUCAUUUUUUUUAACACUCAAUGAAAGGUAGAAAUCAACGCCUGUUGAAUGGCCCCAUCUACCCACUUGGGGUCAGGUAUGGUUACACCAGGUUUGAAUACAAAUCUCUUUAUCUCAGGAAUAGCUUUUUGGGAGACUCACUGAUAGCAGUUCUGAAAUCAAACACAGUCCCCACAUUUGUCUCGUUGAGCCUUAGUGUUCUUCCCUGCAGUUCCUGGACUCCGUGGGCUCUAGGUCAUGUGUGGUUAGCAGAUAUCCUUGAAAUGUGCCAGAGCACAUGUGGAGGUGUGUCCUAGACCUUGGGGUUUGGAACUAUGGAGAAUCCUUCACUGGACUGUUUGUUUUGUGAUGGCCUUAUAGUAAAUGGAGCCCUUAGUAGGACCUUCCGUGAAUGGACGUGGUAGUGUGACAUAGUUCUUAAGGUGUUGAGUAAGCAAGCCGCUGAUGUACAACAGCCUUGAGGUCCCCCUGGACACUGGCCAAGGCCACCCCUGUCUGGAUAAGAAGGACAACAGAGGCCAGUGCUGACUUGUCUGACAUUUGUUUCUUGACCUUGAAUGUUGAGCUUCGUCUGAAGUUUUCUCACACAUUGCUUCACUGUCUACUUCCUCUUGUGUUAUGUGUGCGCCAUGGUCCUUAUGUGAAAACAGCAGCUUGCUUCAGGCUAAAGUCCCCCAGUCCUGUUCUCUUCCCUCGGGAUUAUGCCACCUUGCUGCCUUUUGUCAUGGAAUAAUCUCUGGUGACGCUGGAGGUUAGUCUGCAGGUUCUUUGUGUUUGCUGCCUAGGUGCCCAGAUGGAGUAGAGUGGUGCAGCUGGUACAGGUGACCGGUUUUGUCACUGCUCUUUCUCUGUAACUGAUGGAAGUCCUGCCCUGGGGAGCAUUUCAGGGGGACUUGAUUUUCACACUGUUCCUUUAUGAGCCCACUUGCCUUUGACUCAAGGCCCCCUGCCCAGCCCCCCCCUCCAAAAAAAAAUCUUAUGUGACCCAGGAUUUUGGUGUCACAUCUUAUCGCUCCUCUUGGUUGAGGGUUCCCUUCUCUGGGUCCUCCAAAACCCCUAUUCCUAAGCCGCAAACAUAUCUGUAUACCCUUGACUGCACUACUGGCCCUUAGGUAGGCUGCAGCUGGCUCCAGACCAUGUUCCUACACAAGGCAAGGGUUUUUCCUUUCCGUCUUUGUGCUUUCUGCCAUUUUGUUAGAUUGUAGCCAUCUUUCUUGAAAAGACAUAAUGUUACAUAUACAGUGUAAGUUGUGAUAACUACCUGCCACCGAGUGAGAGAUUGAAUGUAGUCUUUACUCAUCCAUUCUGAGUUCAGACAAAGGAAGGCAGGGGCUUGACUAUAUAAAUAAUCAUACCCAUGAGAGGCAGGGUUCGUAUAACGAUGCUGCACACAGGCAGAUGGGGGUAUUACAGCCUCAGCUUCUCCAAACCUGGGCUCUACUACCUGUCACACUCUGCUGGGCCACUGCCUGUUGCACUCUGGUACAAGUCUGGGUGAGAUAAACAUCAAGAGAGCCACAGUUGGGGUGGCUUUCCCUCCACUCAGGUUCCCUUGCUCUGUGGUCGUGGUCAAGAGCUUUCUUGGAGGCUGUAGCUAAAGCGACUUGAGCAGCCAGCAGCCUCCCUCUUUCCUUUGCUUCCCUUCACGCACUCGCACUCGGUCCUCUGCUCUUAGCAGGUGCCUGCUACUUGGAGGAUCACAGGAUCAGGUACUGCUCUCUGCUCCAUCUCCUCACACCCUUUGUUCCUGCUACUGCCAGGAGCUGAAUAGAUGCUCUGUUGUCCUUACAGCUGUUUCUAGGAUGAUUUGGUGGAUGCUCUUAAUCUGGCAUUCUUUGGUACCCAUCCCUAGGGCCUGGUACGCAUCAUAACAAUACCUUACAUUUGGUUUACUCAGAAUAGGCCAGCCCUUCCCCCUGACCUUCAAAAACGAGAUCAUUUUCUUUCACAUUCAAUACAUUUGCUAGAAUAGAAAGAGGAAAAAAUUAAAGAUUAAGGUGCA
Molecule: messenger RNA, 6147 nt
Organism: Nannospalax galili (Upper Galilee mountains blind mole rat)
Lineage: Eukaryota; Metazoa; Chordata; Mammalia; Rodentia; Spalacidae
Gene: Map3k9
Product: mitogen-activated protein kinase kinase kinase 9
Exons: 12
Coding region: 108-3422 (1104 amino acids)
Biological process (GO): protein phosphorylation
Molecular function (GO): ATP binding; JUN kinase kinase kinase activity; protein binding
Source: RefSeq, a predicted model, not a curated record